Messenger RNA from Plasmodium adleri (nom. inval.), 1239 nucleotides. RefSeq names its product conserved Plasmodium protein, unknown function. NCBI's taxonomy places the organism in Eukaryota, Apicomplexa, Aconoidasida, Haemosporida, Plasmodiidae. Bases 1 to 1239 code for a protein of 412 amino acids. The transcript has a single exon. The record is from RefSeq and is a predicted model, not a curated record.
AUGAAAUUAUUGCUACUGCUUUUUUUAGUAACUUUAAACCUUUUUCAUAUUAGUCUUGAAUAUAAUGUAGAAGAGGAAAAAUGCGACUAUAUGAAUAUAUUUAUGAAACCUUUAUUUUAUAAUUGUUAUAUUUUUAAAGACCAUGGAAAUAAAAUUCAGCAAGGUUGUUGUAAGUAUUAUAAAGCAGUAAGAAAAGGAUAUGAAAGAAAAAGUGGCAAAUUAUAUAAAUUAUUUGAAGAAGAAUAUAAUAAAAAGUAUGGAAAUAUAAAAAAUGAUUUAUAUUCAAUAAAUGAUAUAAUAAAAAAUUCCAUUAGUGAAAAAGAUAUGGAUGAAAUAAAAUAUUUAUUUCCUGUGAUUGGUGAGAAAUUAUUAAAUUUGAAUGGAAAAGAUGGAGGUGUAAAUAUAAAAAGAUCAAUAACAGAUAUAGAUGAUUUAUUAGUUGAAUUUAAUAAUAAACAUUUUAAUUUGAAAGAUAUACAAGUGAAAAUAUUAAAUGGAAGUACAAAAAAUUAUGAUCCUUAUUUUAAUUAUAUAAAAGCAGAUCAAAAUUUUAUAAAAAAAAAAGAAGAAAUAUUACAGAAUAGUCCAUUUUAUAGUAAAACAUGUUUUAAAUCCUUAGGUGGAAAAAAUUGUAACAAUGGAAAUAAUAACAAUCAUUAUAAUAAUGAUAAUAAUUUUGAAGAUGAUGAUAAUGAUGAUGAAGAUUUAAAUUAUGAAUUAUAUGAACAAUAUAAAGAUGAUGAUAAUAUUAAUUCUUCAAUUAAUCAUAUGAAUAAUAAAACAAAUACAAAUGGUAAUAAUAAUGAUAAUACAAUUAAUAAUAUACAAAAUAAUAGUACAAAUAAUAAUAAUAAUAAUAAUACUUAUAAUAAUAAUGUUACAUAUAAUCAUCCUCAAUAUAUAGAACAUGAAGAAGAUAAUAUGAACAAUAAAUCAUCUUAUUAUAGCUUUACACAAAAUUUUUCUAUAGUUAAUUUAUUCUCACAAAAUCCUAGAAAAAUUAUGCAAAAAUAUCUUGAAUUUAAACAACAUUUAUCUUCUCCAUCUAAAGAAAAAAUGCACGGAUUUCUUGAUAGAGAAUAUUAUAAUACCACACAAAAAUUGAACGAAGUAUUAGAAGAUGAUUUAAAAAAAACAGGAGAAAUUAUUGAUCAAAAAGAAAAAAAAGGUUUUGUUUCUUCAUUUUUUGAUGAUUUAAUGUCUCUAAUAUAUUUUCCAAAAAAAAAUGUAGAGUUAUAA